Molecule: messenger RNA, 1771 nt
Organism: Drosophila obscura
Lineage: Eukaryota; Metazoa; Arthropoda; Insecta; Diptera; Drosophilidae
Product: venom serine protease Bi-VSP
Exons: 7
Coding region: 1-1716 (571 amino acids)
Biological process (GO): proteolysis
Molecular function (GO): serine-type endopeptidase activity
Source: RefSeq, a predicted model, not a curated record
AUGGUACUGCUGGAAGAGUUCUGUGUGAAGGUGUACUUCUGGCCGUUCCUCUCGUACUUGGCCAGCAUCAAGGGAUGGUGUCCGGUGUAUCCACCAGGUUACUAUCCUGUCUACACGUGGCCACAACCGCCUCCAUUGCCUCCGCUGCCGCCGACUGGUCCACUAAUACCGCCUCCACCCGCUCUUCCGUCCACAACUCCAGGGAUACCGACGUUCCAGCCAACGCCACCGAAUCCCCAGACACCGUUCACCCCACCGCUGAUCACGACAAGCAGCAGCACCUCCACAUCUACCACUUUAGCGACUACCACCACCACAACGGGUGUGACGACAACUAGCACCGCGGGAACCACUCUGCCAGUGCCCACCUGUCCGCCGCAGCCAUUGGUGUGCCUGCCCGGAGGCGUGCGUCCGCUGCCCAACUGCCCCUGCAUCGAUCCUCGCCAGAAUGCGCCCCUGGCGGCAGCCACCGGUCUGAUCGGUUCGGAUAUGAUGGUUUUCAUGCCGCUCAACGCGGGACGGCGGCGUCGUCGUCGUCGACGGCCCCAGACCUCCUGCUACGAUGCUCGCACUCGGCCAGGCAACUGUCUGCCCCUGACCUCCUGCUCUCACCUGGUGGAGGAGUACCAGGCACAGUCGGCGGGCUCCGAAGAGUUUAAGACGUUUCUGGGUCAGUCCAUAUGCGGCUUCGAUGGCUCCACUUUUAUGGUCUGCUGUGCCUCGGAUCGCUCGGCAAAUGGCAGGAGUAGAAAGGAUCUGCUGGUGACCACCACUGCAUCCUCUGGUGUGUUUCAUUUCUCGCCCCUUGGAGGAGGCACAGGAAGUCCAUCUGUGUUUCAGCCUACACCACCGCUGAUGCAGGCCCAAGUGGUGAUCAGACCCAGUCCUAAUUAUCCUGGUCCCGCUCCACCGCAACCUCAGCCUCAACAUCAGUGGGUCUGCGGCAUCAGUGGAGUCACAUCGAACCGCGUGGUGGGUGGCCAGGAGGCUCGAAGAGGAGCCUAUCCCUGGAUUGCCGCCCUUGGCUACUUCGAGGAGCCCAAUCGGAAUGCCCUGAAGUUCCUCUGUGGCGGCAGCCUCAUCCACUCGCACUACGUGAUCACCUCCGCCCACUGCAUCAACGGGCUGCUCACACUGGUCCGCCUGGGAGCUCACGAUCUGUCCAAGCCCACCGAGGCAGGGGUCAUGGACUUUCGCAUUCGUCGCACAGUUGUCCACGAACACUUCGAUCUGACGUCCAUUGCCAAUGACAUUGCCCUGAUCGAGCUGAGUGGAAUGACAUCUACCCCUCCCAACAUAGCUCCCAUCUGCCUGCCCGAAGCGGCAAAAUUCCUGCAGCAAGAUUUCGUGGGCAUGAAUCCCUUCGUUGCCGGUUGGGGGGCAUCCAAGCAUCAGGGACCCACGUCCCAGGUAUUGCGCGAUGCCCAGGUGCCAAUCGUGGCCCGUCAGAGCUGCGAGCAGAGCUACAAAUCCAUUUUCCGGUUUGUCCAAUUCAGCGACAAGGUGCUCUGCGCUGGCAGCUCCAGCGUCGAUGCAUGCCAGGGGGAUUCCGGUGGACCACUCAUGAUGCCGCAGCUGGAGGGCAGCGGCUAUAGGUUCUACCUGCUGGGCCUCGUCUCGUUUGGCUAUGAGUGUGCGCGACCCAAUUUUCCAGGUGUCUAUACGAGAGUCGCCUCCUACGUUCCAUGGAUCAGGCAGCAGAUCUCAAUGGGCUAGCAACAGCUUGCGCAUCAUCACUGAAGGGACACACGUUUAGAACGGGGCUUGUAAA